This is a messenger RNA of Lodderomyces elongisporus, 1107 nucleotides long. It is a transcript of the gene OMA1, whose product is annotated as metalloendopeptidase. Gene Ontology annotation, biological process: mitochondrial protein processing; protein quality control for misfolded or incompletely synthesized proteins. Gene Ontology annotation, molecular function: metalloendopeptidase activity. The record is from RefSeq and is a predicted model, not a curated record. The transcript has a single exon. The coding region runs from base 1 to 1107 and encodes 368 amino acids. Gene Ontology annotation, cellular component: mitochondrial inner membrane. Lineage: Eukaryota; Fungi; Ascomycota; Pichiomycetes; Serinales; Debaryomycetaceae.
AUGUUUAGACGAAUAUUCCAAACACAUUCAAAUGCCACAAAGACAUUUUCCAUUUUCAAAUGGUCGAAAUCGCCACAUAUUACUUCCCCACGUUUCACCAACUUUUUUCAAAACACUAGCCACCGCCGGGGAUAUGCGUCAUAUCGUCGAUUUGGUGACCAAAACUCCAAUGGUUUCAACACAUCGUCACCCCUUACACAGUAUUACAUCCAACUCCUUACCAGUCGUAAGGCACUCUAUAUUGGGGGAGGACUCAUUGCAUUUUAUAUAUAUAACCUUCAUGAGACACCCUAUACGCAUCGUCGCCGGUUUAUAUGGAUCCCCUUUUGGAUUGAACAGAAAAUAGGCGAUUACUCUUAUAGACAGAUUAUGGCACAAUAUGGACUGAUGAUUUUGCCCCAUCUGAAUCCAUUGUAUGCACGUAUUGGAGGGAUAAUGAAUAAACUAUUGGCAACAGCAAUUGAGAAUGACGAAAACUUGAAGCAAAGACAACACUUGCAACAAUUGCACUGGGAAAUCAACAUUAUCCAAAAUGAUCAAUUACCACCAAAUGCAUUCAUCUUGCCCAAUGGUAAAAUAUUUAUCUUUUCCUCAAUCUUACCCAUAUGCCAAAACGAUGAUGGAAUUGCCACGGUGUUGUCACACGAGUUAUCGCACCAAUUGGCACAACAUUCAAGCGAACAAUUGAGCUCACAACCAUUUUACAUGGCAUUGCUGACCAUCUUAUACUCUCUUACUGGUAUCAGUUGGUUCAACGAUAUGUUGAUAAAUGGCUUACUCACGAUGCCUGCAUCUAGAGAGAUGGAGACAGAAGCCGACCAUAUUGGGUGUGAGAUUUUGGCCAAAAGUUGCUUUAACCCAAGACAAGCGGUAAAGUUUUGGGAAAGGAUGGGCAAUAUGGAACAGAAAUUGAUGCAACUGAGUAGAGGCAUUGGAAGCGGAGGUUUGGUUGGAGAAUGGUUCUCUUCGCACCCUGCAACAAGCAAAAGAAUACAUGAUAUUGAAACGUGGAUGCCACAAUUAGUCGAGAUUAGAGAAAGUUCCGAGUGUUAUGAGUAUGGCAAAUUCCACAACUUUAACAGCAACUUUUUUGGUAAACAACUUUAA